Lethenteron reissneri (Far Eastern brook lamprey) is the source of this 2591-nucleotide messenger RNA. RefSeq names its product ankyrin repeat and SOCS box protein 5-like. The record is from RefSeq and is a predicted model, not a curated record. Gene Ontology annotation, biological process: positive regulation of protein catabolic process; protein ubiquitination; intracellular signal transduction. Gene Ontology annotation, molecular function: protein binding. Lineage: Eukaryota; Metazoa; Chordata; Hyperoartia; Petromyzontiformes; Petromyzontidae.
UAGCGACAAGCCGUGCGGACAGCAGCCAGCCCAGCCAGCCCACGAGCUCACUGGCUCACCAACCCAGCCAGCCAGCCCAGCCAGCCCAGCUCACCGGUCAGCUAACCCACGAGCUCACUAGCUCACCAACCCAGCCAGCCAGCCCAGCCAGCCAGCUGACUAUACUAGCAGCCAGCUGACUAUACUAGCAGCCAGUCGGCUCACAUCCAGACUACAAACAACACUGAACCGGCCAGUACAGCAGCAGCCAGAGAGGCGGCCUCAACUAUCCGGGCAUCCAGCGAGCCGCAGCAACACACACUUGUUGUAACAAGCAUGUCGGCGGAGGACGACGGCUUCUCGUUCGCGCGCAAGUUCGGAAACAUCUACCUGAGCAUCCUGGCGCUCUUCUGCUUCAAGCUGUGCGUGAAGCUGAGCCUGGCGCUGCUCAGCCACUUCUACAUCGUGCGGGGGAACCGCAAGGAGGCGGCGCGCAUCGCCAGCGAGUUCUACGGCAUCGCGGAGCACAGCGGUAUGGCCCCGUGCGCUCUCUCACUCGGCGCCGCGCGUUGUCGAGUGCGCAGGCGGUGCAACUGCGCCAGGGCCCCCAGGGGCCAGCGUGGCCCAAGCGUCGGGCUACGAAGAGGAUCGUGGGCCGACCGGAGCCUGCAGCAUGAAGCUGCGAGCCAGGGACGUCUUCUCUCACUCAAAACGUACAUCGCACAGGGCUGCAAUGUGAAUGCGUUGACGAUAGACCAGGUGACCCCACUGCACGAGGCGUGUCUUGGGGGGCAUGUGUCCUGUGCUCGAGCCCUCAUCCAAGCGGGGGCCAUGGUGAAUGCUAUGACGAUAGACGGUGUGACCCCGCUGGUGAAUGCGUGCGUGCGCGGGAGCCCUGCGUGCGUGAAGCUGCUCCUGGAGAGCGGCGCAACCCUCUACUGCGCCGCACACACCACCCCGCUGCACGAGGCGGCCACUCGUGGUCACGUGGACGUGCUGGAGACGCUGCUCGAGUUUGGGGCAAACAUCGAUGCGGAGCUGCCCCACACAGGGACGGCGCUGUAUGCGGCGAGCCUGCAUGGCCGCGAUGCCUGUGUGCGGGCUCUGUUACGUGCAGGCGCGGACGUCAACAAGGGGUGUUUCCGCACCACUCCACUGCACGUGGCAUCGCGCGCGAUGCACGGCAGCACAAUGGAUGUGCACGGCAGGGUGCGCGCCGUGCUGGGCCUGCACGGCCUGCUGGGCGUGCACGACGAGGGGGGCGACAACGGCGCGCACGGCGGCGUGUGCUGCACCGCGCACGGCCUGCGCCUGGUCGGGCUGCUCCUCGAGUUCGGAGCCGACGUCAACGUUAGGGACGCGGACGGCAAGCGAGCGGUGGAUUACGCGCACCAUGCACACCCCGAGUGCACGCUGCAACAGUUGCUGCAGUCGCACGAAGACCCGCAGUCUCUCACGCAGAUAUGCAGACUGGCGAUACGAAAGAAGCUUGGUCGAGCGCGACUGCACAUGAUAUCUUGUCUACCCCUGCCCAGAAUCAUCACCAACUACCUGCAGUACUGCUAGGCUUGUACGAACACUUGCGCGCGUUUGUACUUGCUGUCGCACUAGAAACAUAAAAGUGUCUGCUUUAAAACGAGGCUGAAUGUCACAAGCAUGCACUUAACUCUCACCCGCUCAUUUGCUUGUGCCAAUUUGGUGGUGUUGCGUCGCGUCUUGAAAGUGAAUGUGUGCAUAUGCCGAAUCCACUGAGCGGAUUGUGGCUGUCAGGUAGGGGAAGUUGCCAACACUGUUGACGUGCACAACAUUACAUGUGCAAGCUGUUAAUUGUAAUGUGGAGGCAAUGUAUAAUAUGAACCCGUCAGCAUCUAACAAGUUACAUGGAUUUCAUGGAAUGGAAAACCUGAGGGAGAGUUUUUACCUCUUCAGGCAAAAUCCCCAAAGGUUUACGGAUGUAGACUGCACCUUGAUCAUGGAAAAGUCACUUCCCAAAGCUCACGCACUACACUAAUUAGCAACUCGUUUUAUUAACACGUAGGGUUUUGCAGACAGUGUUAUGAUUCAUAUAUUUUUGUUGUGCAGGCUACAAUGAUCUGGUGAAAUUGUUAAGACCCUCCACCCAACUAACAGCCAAAUUAAUUGUCACGUGUACAAGAAUUUGCCGCAUAAAUGGUUAUUGUUUCAGCUCACUGAUAAGUUAAAGAACAAUCCUCACAACCAAAUAGCAAUUAGAUAUGUUUCAUUUGAAAUCCACCAAUCAGAUCAAGAUCACGGAAGAGUGAACAACAAUCAAGUAAGUCGUUUUGACUUGCCGAUUCUGACUUCCUGGAUUGCGGUGUGAAAUGAAGUCCCGUAUCCGAUUGAUAAACCUGUUUGCGAGGAUUGUUCUUUCAACUUGCCGCGAGCUGAAACAAUAAAUGGCGCGUUAAACACUGGUACACGCGACACAUUUUCUGGCGGCGUCGGAUGGUGGAGGAUCUCAACGACAGAUUUUAGUCGUAUCAUUACGUGGCCUAACCCAAAAGAAAUUAUGAAUCCGGUUUUCAUUUUUGUACCUUUUCCAGCCAUGUACAGAAAUAUGGACUUUGUUGCUGUUAUUGAAUUGUGUUUAA